AGCCCCAUCCUCCCCGACCCCGAGCGCGAACGCCGCCGCCUCGCCCGCAAGAAGGAGAACCGCGCCACCCUCGUCCUGGGCCUCAUCGUCGGCGCCUUCAUCCUCUGCUGGCUCCCGUUCUUCGCCAUGUACGUGCUCGACGUCCUCUGUCCCUCCGUGUGCACGGCGGGCGAGGGGAUCUUCGCCAUCGCCUUCUGGCUCGGGUACUGCAACUCCGCCUUCAAUCCCAUCAUCUACACCAUCUUCAACAAGGACUUCCGGAACGCGUUUCACAAGAUCCUCUGCAAGUGA
This is a messenger RNA of Darwinula stevensoni, 291 nucleotides long. Lineage: Eukaryota; Metazoa; Arthropoda; Ostracoda; Podocopida; Darwinulidae. The record is from the annotation of a GenBank genome assembly.